Closterium sp. NIES-67 is the source of this 2811-nucleotide messenger RNA. The record is from the annotation of a GenBank genome assembly. NCBI's taxonomy places the organism in Eukaryota, Viridiplantae, Streptophyta, Zygnematophyceae, Desmidiales, Closteriaceae.
GUAUCCUGACAUCAACUGCGUCGGGGCAAUACCGCGUUAGUGGCAUACCGCGUUUGCUUUUAUCGAGGAAUAGGUACUCCUGACGAAGGCCACAACGUAGGAGUCUUCAGUGAUUCCGGAAUCUCCGGAGCCUAAAAAUGGUUGCUUUCUGCGCGCGCAAGGCUGGGCAACUAGGUCUAAACGAAACUGAGCGAGCCUCAAAGGUUGGAUUAUUGUGCGAGGGGGGGAGAGAGCGACGGUAAUGCCACAUUAUGCUGAGUCAGCGGAAGAGUCUAGACUGCGGUAAGAGGAGAGCGGUGUAGCCGCCUAAAUUAGUUCAGGAAGCUAAGCGGGUGCUGUGCAAGAGGGGAGUGAGAGUGGGGAGAGAAGAGAGGACUUCAAGCCGCCUAGGAAACUUAGCAUGAUCGCGUUACCAGAAUCGCCCUGUAAAUAGUGACUGUUGGCGGUUUUAGGUCACGGCUCGAGGUCUCUCACGACAAGCACCUACACUUUGGGUCGUACACUUCGGUUUUUUAGGAGUACUGGGUCCACCAAGCCACACACACGUACCCUCGCUAUCGCAAUGUUCCCACUUCGCGAUCUCCAGUACCUCCUAGAACCGUCGUCCCUCGCGCUCGUGGCGACCGCCCUCUCCGUCGUCCUCCUCUCCGCCUUCCGCGCUCUCAUUCACGACCGCGAGUCGGAGCGCCAUCGCGACAUGUCCGCGUCGGCCAUAACCCUAGACACCAACCGCGCGCUGCUGCUGCCAUUGGCCAGUUCCGUGUCUCUCCUGCUCAUGUUUUACCUGUUCGCGACGGUUUCGCAGCUGGUUACCGCGUUCGCCGCUGUCGCGUCGGCGUCUGCGACCUGCUUCGCGCUGUCCCCGUUAGUGGCGUGGCUGAAUACCUCCCUGGGGCUGCAGGAUCCGCUGAUUACUGUAUAUUUCCCGUCGUUCUCGUUAUGGAGUGGCCAACACGGCAACAGCAACAACAGUAACAGCAGCAGCAGUAACAGCAGCAGCAGCAACACCAGCAGCAACAGCAACAGCAGCAGCAGUGGCAGCAGAAGGGGUGAGGGUGGGGGUAGCAGUGGCGGCACAUUGCUAGGUGAAGGAAUGAGAGGGAGAGAAAGCAGAAGCAGUACCAACAUCAACAGCAGCAGCAACAGCAGCGAUGGACACAACAGGAGUGUGAGCCGAAACAACUCUGCUAGUGGCAAAACUAACACCAGCACCACCACCAGCACCACCACCACCAGCACCAGCACCAGCACCAGCACCAGCAGCAGCAGCGCUUAUAUUACCGCAGGGGAGGGGGGCAGUACGGUAUUGGGAGCGGUGACUCGAAUGCAGCUGGUACUGGGGGUGCUGAGUGGAGCGCUGGUGCUGUGCUGGCUGGUGUCGGGCCACUGGCUGCUGAACAACGCUCUUGGCACGGCCAUAUGCGUUGCGUUUGUCAGUCACGUGCGAUUACCCAAUGUCAAGGUCUCUGCACUUCUCCUGGCGUGCCUCUUCGCCUACGACAUCUUCUGGGUCUUCUUCUCUCACCGCUUCUUCGGCGCCAAUGUGAUGGUGUCAGUGGCAACGCAGCAAGCCCACAACCCCGCGCACACCGUCGCCCAGUCGCUGCGCCUGCCCACUGCAGUAUCGGGGUCGAUAGUGAGGGAGAUCGAGCUGCCCGUCAAGCUGCUCUUCCCUCGGGAUUUGUUCGGAGAGCUGAAGUUUUGGGGGGGACGGAGUGGAGGGAGAGCACGAGACUUCAUGGUGCUCGGCCUUGGCGACAUGGCUAUACCAGGCAUGCUGCUAGCCCUUGUUCUGUGCGUCGACCAGCACAAGAGGCGGCAGCAGCAGGAGGAAGAGCAGGAGAGGGAGAUGGAAGCACUAGAGGCAGCCACGGGAGGGGAGGAGCAGCACCAGGAGUUGCAGGAGAGUUCUCAGAAGCACUUUCAAAAGCAUACUCAGCAGCACUUGGAUCGGCCACUCCUGGAGUCUUCUACCUCAGGCCCCCCAGUAUCAGCCUCUCGGCACAAGUCAGCUCAAGACAACGUGUGUGUUGAAAGGGGUAUGGCCCGUGGGAGAGGCCAGCUGAGCUACGUGUGGGUGGCAGCAGCGGGGUAUACAGUGGGGCUUGUGGCUGCUCUGGCUGCUGGCGUGCUCACAAGGUCGCCACAGCCUGCUCUGCUAUACCUGGUGCCCUCUACUCUCGGCCCCGUGUCGCUAGAAGCGUGGAGACGAGGCGAGUUGACAGAUCUGUGGGAGGGCUCCCCUGGUCUCAUGCCGUUUGAUCCAGACAAGCUUGAUAUGCUUGACGUCUGACCAAACCGCUUGAUAAGAAUGAAUUUAGCGGUACUAAAACUUCUAUGGCUUGGUCGCUCCUGCAGUCCAUGUACCUAUCUGUAGGUAUUGGCAGAGCUGGCUGGCAGCUGGUAUUUGUUGAAAGUACAUCAAAAGACUUAAGCGUUUCUGAAGUGUAACACUACACUCGAGGAAGAUUGCAAGGGGUACGCGAGUCAACGGAGGUUACACGAGGGGGCGGACAAAGAACACGAAGGGUCUGGGACUCAAAGGGUCGCAACUGGAGGUUGCGACUGACCGUUACAGCAUCACGGAUGGUAACCGAAGCGGCAAUCGAGUCGCUAUGCGACUCGAUAAACCGUACCUGUAACUGUACUCUGCAACUGCUUUCUUAUCUUCUAUAUAUUGCUGUAUGCUUGUUUCUUUAAUCAAUCACUUGUUCUCACAUACUAGUACAAGGGUUCAACUGUCUCAACUUCCGCUGCACUGCUCCAAGUCUCAAGUCUCUACAGCUGGGACUUAGUCUCUGCAAAAGAUCC